Ceraceosorus guamensis is the source of this 780-nucleotide messenger RNA. RefSeq lists its product as hypothetical. The coding region runs from base 171 to 686 and encodes 171 amino acids. The record is from RefSeq and is a predicted model, not a curated record. Lineage: Eukaryota; Fungi; Basidiomycota; Exobasidiomycetes; Ceraceosorales; Ceraceosoraceae. The transcript has 2 exons.
CAUGCAGGACAUCACUCACCUUCACACCAAUCACAAUUGUCCACCUACGUACUGAGCAGGUCUCGGUGCGGCAGGCAUCCCACACCUUUUGACAUUUCUGCCAGAGCACUAAGCGAAUCUUCGGCUGGACCGCAAGGCACCUCUCUUAAUCAAGACCCUUACGCAAUACGAUGAGAGCAUCCAUCUCGAUCGCGUACUGCUUCAGCAUCGGCUCGGCAUUCGCACUGCCGCUCAUCUCGUCGCCAACCAUCGACGGCAAUCCCGGACUGGACAGGCAUGCAUUUGGCACUCGAUGGGACGAGCCCUUGACGAACUACGCGAGGCCAGGGGGCACACCGAGUCUCACAAACUCGCUGCUCUUGCCGCAAACAGCCAAGAUUGCGGGGUUGUCUGGUGGCUCGCGCGCUGGCCAGAUGGAGAAGAAGAGGUUGCAGAAGUACGCUGAUAGCCUUGGGCAGCCCGAGAGUAGACUCAAGAAUCCUGAGCACCAUGGCCAUCAAGGCCACGCACAACAAAAGGAGCAUCAUGGCAAUGGGGAGAACCACCAAAAAGCUGAGAAGGCGUCGAAAGAGGCAACGAGCAACUCCAGGGUAGAGUUUGGCGGCGCCGGACGCUGGGGGCUUGGUCCCUUCUCGCACAAGCAAGGAGCAUACUUUGACGAGCCACGCAUCGUGCAUGGCAAGUGAAAUCAUCCGUACAAGUGUGCUCUAGACUUGCAGGGCAAAAGUGCUGUAGCGACCUUCUCACCAUAUGGUUCGCUCUCGUGCAUACCGAUCCAAG